Molecule: messenger RNA, 1668 nt
Organism: Somion occarium
Lineage: Eukaryota; Fungi; Basidiomycota; Agaricomycetes; Polyporales; Cerrenaceae
Source: the annotation of a GenBank genome assembly
GAACAUCGUAACUUUAACUUGAACGUUCUGUCAAUGCUGUCUGGCAGCCCGUGAUGUGGCACGGGCACGGCAUCCAAUACACUUCGUUCUUUACCAGAAGUUCCGUGACAGAACCUUAUACAACAUAUACAUAGAAGCCGUAUGUACUCCCAUGAUCACAGCCUCAGACACAAGCUACACUAUUCCAUUCAAGCACUGUCCCUUCCGUUCGAUCUAGCUCUUCAUACCCAUGGAUCUCGUCCUUCGGGUUCAGACCGAAGAUCACUUAGCCCUUGCUCUUCAGGACGAUGAACACAGCCCAGAGUCUUCUCGGACAUAUCAGGCCAAAUUGGCUAAGGUGUUGAAUAAUUUGGGUCUACCUAUACCAGACGAAUACCAUCCAAAUUGGAAGAAUACCUAUGUUGAUUGUUAUUACAAAAGGACCCGUAGCGACGCCAGGUUCUAUGACAUGUUCGAUAUCGGCAUCAACAAUGCCAGACGUUCGAAGAAGCAAAUGGACAAGUUAGGCAUAUCAUCCAUAUCUCUUCGGCGCUAUGACUCUCUAGAGUUACUAGACUCGUCGCACUGGACAUUGCAACCGGACGUCCGACUUUUGCGACGUAUGGAAGGAUCAGAGCUACCAUCCAGUUCGCGAGGUCGCUCUGCGUCUCCCCGCCGUACGCGUAAAGAUCUCUCGGUUGAGCUAACAUCCUCAAGGCGGCGGCGACGACGGCGAGAACGACGACACGCUCCAGUUCUCGAUGAUUCGGAAUUGUCACUUCCCAUUCGUGACAAUAAAGAUAUUCACUCGAAUCCUGGAAAACGCAGGGAUGCUCAGAUUUCUUCCGGAGACUCCGUAUCGACAUCAGAAGGGGCCGUGAUUACGCGAACCACCACAACUGGGAUCCAUGGCCUUUCUGCUAAGCCAGUCGACUCUCCCAUUCCAAACGCUCUCAUUACUUCCAAGCAACAUUCGCAGCCUUCCUAUCGAGACUCGGAGUUGAAACGCGAGCUGUGGGACGUGCGUCGUCAGUUGACAGCACUGAAAGCGAGAGAAGAACAUAUACUUCGUCAAAUAGACGAUUUAGGCUCCUCCAAGGGCCGAGACUUCUCGCCGGGUACUCUGUCCGAGGCAGAAUCUUCGGAUUUGAAUAAAACGCUCGAGAGUGAAGGCGACCAUGAUCUACGCGCUAUUCGUAGAGAACUGUCUGAGGAGCGUAAAAGCAAGGUCGAAAUACGUGAGGACCUCCUUCGCGAGCAAAAGCGUCGACUCGACCUUGAGGAUUGUCUUGAUCACGCAAAUAGGCGACUGGAUGAGUAUCCCGUGAUGGUGCCCGCCGUCCAGGAAGCUCUUGAAAUGCUAUCCCUACUAACUGAAGGCGUGAUGCUUGCUGUGCAUGGCCACGGGGUUUGAUUAUUGCUUUUACAACCUGGCCUGCAAUACAUCGACGAUGAUUUAGCAACCAUUUCAUGACAUAUUUUGUUUUAGAUCUGUCUCAUUCAUUGCUAGCGUGUUUUAUAGAUGCUGGUUUCCAUCCGUUCUUUUCGCCUGUGCCUUUUUAGUACUUAGCUUUCAUACACGAUUCGAAGGGAAUGAUCUGUGGGCGCUCGUUCCGCCGGAUGUUAAUUCUGCGGCUUUGAUCAUCAUGAUCACCAGCAAAGCGAACCUCGAAAUAAUCUAUUUCAACU